Molecule: messenger RNA, 2328 nt
Organism: Schistocerca americana (American grasshopper)
Lineage: Eukaryota; Metazoa; Arthropoda; Insecta; Orthoptera; Acrididae
Gene: D2hgdh
Product: D-2-hydroxyglutarate dehydrogenase, mitochondrial
Exons: 8
Coding region: 347-1888 (513 amino acids)
Cellular component (GO): mitochondrion
Molecular function (GO): FAD binding; catalytic activity
Source: RefSeq, a predicted model, not a curated record
UACCACUUCAAAUAUGUUUUUCUCAGCAGAAUGCUGUGAUGCUCAUUAGGGGCAGAUCCACCGAAUCUGCGUAACUGCUGUACGUAACAUGCGGUAUCAAGGCUGAAAAUGAGAUAACCACACUUUACGCAAAUAGGCAGAAGUUAAAGAGCGCUCGUGCGUGUUGGGAAGUAAGGAUAUGUAGGAAAAUAAAGUAGGUUAUGUGUGCGUUUGUUAUCGGCUUGUAGUGUAGCUUAUAAACAACUCUCAGACAACGGGCAGUUGCCAAAGUGAAAGGUGUUAAUGACAGAAAGGUGAUAAUAUCUGCUCGUCCUCCAGCAGGGUUGCAAGAAUACGAAAGUCCACCAUGCAUAUCCAGAUGGCUGCUCGCUUCUUGUUGGUGCGCAGCUCUCCCAGCAGGGUCAUUUCAGUGAGCCAGACAAGGCAUCUCUCUACCAAAGCUGCACAAUCUGUUGAACUGACUUCAGAAAGGUACCCAGAUGUCAGAAGAGGAAAUUUUAGUAAACUCAGUCCAGGGCAUAUUAGUUUCUUUGAGAGCAUUCUAGGGAAAAACCGUGUCUUAACUGAUCGAGCUGAUGUAGAGAGUUACAAUGUGGACUGGAUGAAGAUGGUUAGAGGAGCUAGUGAAGUUGUAUUAAAACCAAAGACAACAGAAGAAGUUUCCAAAAUUUUGAAGUUCUGCAAUGAGGAGAACUUGGCUGUUUGUCCUCAAGGGGGCAACACUGGUCUUGUAGGAGGAAGUGUCCCAGUUUUUGAUGAAGUUAUUCUCUCUACUACCCUUAUGAAUGAAAUAAUAAGUAUUGAUGAAGUUUCAGGUGUCCUUGUUUGUCAAGCUGGUUGUAUCUUAGAAGUUCUGGAUAAUUAUUUAUCAGAAAGAGGUCUUAUCAUGCCUCUUGACUUAGGAGCCAAAGGCAGCUGUAACAUUGGAGGAAAUGUUUCUACUAAUGCUGGAGGCAUAAGGCUCUUACGUUAUGGAAGUUUACAUGGUAGUGUACUUGGUAUUGAAGCAGUGAAAGCUGAUGGAGAGGUCAUUGAUUGCCUGAGUACUCUUAAGAAAGAUAAUACAGGUUACCAUUUGAAACAUUUGUUUAUUGGAUCUGAAGGAACUUUAGGUGUUGUGACUAAGGUAGCCAUUCAUUGCCCACCAGCCCCAAAAGCUAUCAACCUUGCUUUUCUAGGUUUACAAACUUUUGAAGAUGUUCUUAAAACACUUCAACUUGCAAAACACUCACUUGCUGAAAUUUUGUCAUCUUGUGAAAUGAUGGAUAACCCAACAAUGCAGGCAGUUACACAGAAUCUGAAACUUAAGUGCCCUGUAGAGGAAUAUCCAUUCUACAUGCUGAUAGAAACUUCAGGCAGUGACUCAAAACAUGAUGAAGAGAAAUUAUCAAAAUUCUUGGAGGAGGCUAUGUCAGGCAACUUGGUCCGUGAUGGGACACUCACCAAUGAACCUUCCAGAAUCAAGUCUAUGUGGGAGCUGAGAGAACGUAUGGCAGAAGCUUUACAACUGGAUGGACAUUUGUACACAUGUGAUGUGACUGUACCUUUACAGCACUAUUACAGUUUAGUGCCAAUUUUGAAGUCUCAUCUUCAAAACAGCAAUGCUCUCCGCAUCUCAGGCUUUGGCCAUUUGGGUGAUGGAAAUUUGCAUCUCAAUGUGACUUCUAAGCAGUAUGAGCAUGAUCUUGACUCUCUAAUAGAGUCAUAUGUUUUCAAAUGGACAUCACAGGUACGAGGAAGUAUAUCAGCAGAACAUGGUAUUGGCUUCAAGAAACCAAAGGUAAUGCAUUAUUCCAAGUCACAGAGUGCCAUUGGGUUAAUGAAGCAGAUAAAGAAACUUAUGGAUCCCAAAGGCAUUUUAAAUCCAUACAAGGUGCUUCCAGAAUGAGCUGAGCUAGGCAGACAGUAUCCUCAUGUUUUUGUGAAAUGUUUUCAGAUAUACUGAUUCACAUUCAUAUAACAACCUGAAAAUAUCUUUUAAUGUGCAUGGUUAAUUUUUAUUUAACUAAGACCUAUAAAAAAAUUCUGAUUCAAUUGUUUGAAUAGUGAAUACCAUUGGCCAAAGAAAAAAAAAAGGUACUUACUAACAAUAAAAACAAAGACACUUACACAGCAAUGCUGUUUCUUCUGAGGUUGCUGUCAUAUUUAUUUUAUUAAGACCAUUUACAACAGAAGCAGAAGAGACGAUGUUGCUUGCAAUAAAUGCGCUUAUGUUUUGAUAAGACCAAUUUAUAUUUGAGAAUUUUAUUUUGGAGAAAUGAAAUGAACUGUAACAAAUAACUUGUACAAAAGAUGUUCUUACUAGUUAAAGUGAUUCUUUAGACACAA